AUGGAGGUGUCCAACGUGGAGUCUGACUUGGAGGAAUCCACAGCGGAAGACGACGUGGAAAUGGAGGUAGACCAGCCUCCGGGGAUCCCUCCUCGCAGGAAGCUGCGCCCCCGGGGGUGGUGGCUGAAGCCCCAGCACUUGCAGAGCAGGCUGGUGGUGCACGUGGAGGCGCCGCUGCUCGAGGCCAUCUUCGGCCCACGCAUGGCCUUCCUCGAGCUCUUCGAGAGGGUCAACGAGGUGCUUCUGGACGUCCGAGUGACAGACCCUGCCGCCGACGCCGAGAUUACCAUCUUCGGGCGCAGGAAGUACCAGGAGCGCGCCGAGUGGCUGCUGCAGGCCAUGGCCGACAGGCGCCGGGACAGGCGCUUUAGAGGCAUGGAAGUUCCAGCACUCGAGGAAGCCAUGAGCCUGCUGGAAGUGUACGAGAAUGAAGAAGGACAAAACUCCAACGAUUGCAAUGAAAAUUAA
Elephantulus edwardii (Cape elephant shrew) is the source of this 468-nucleotide messenger RNA. Its product is annotated as oocyte-expressed protein homolog. Gene Ontology annotation, molecular function: RNA binding. The transcript has a single exon. Gene Ontology annotation, cellular component: apical cortex; protein-containing complex. Lineage: Eukaryota; Metazoa; Chordata; Mammalia; Macroscelidea; Macroscelididae. The coding region runs from base 1 to 468 and encodes 155 amino acids. The record is from RefSeq and is a predicted model, not a curated record.